AUGCAUUCUCUGCUACACUCACACCUACACCACGUUCGUGGAACCGGACAAUCCAUCGCCGCCCAUGUCGGCGGUCAACUCGUCUCACGAGAUCCCUCUCCGGAUGCGAUAGCGGCGCCUCACCACGACCACGUCGCAGACACUGGAAAACUGUUCAACAUGAGCGAUCCGGCGGCAGAGUACAGUCAUGGACUGACGGGUGUCAACCAAGGAAUGAACUUUCUCUUCACGCAUGUCCUUAUCGCAUCUUUUUGUGGCCUGCUGCUGGCGACUUUGCUUUAUCGAUGGUGGCACAUGCUUCAUUCCCAUUUUCGGCACAUUCUGAGCUUGGGACGAGAUGCCGACCAGAGAUACUGGAUGUACAACCACAGCAAGAUCUGGCCAUGGCUCAAAAAGCAUUUGCUCUUUGCACCUCUAUUUCGAAACCGACACAAUCGGGAAUUCCACAUCUCGGAGGCCGUCACCGUUGGCACCUUACCCUCGAGAUUUCACUCCGUUCUAAUUGUUCUUUACCUGGCCUCGAACAGUGCCUACACUCUGGCCAUUGACUGGAAUAAUCCUCUUGCACCGGCCGUGGCGGAAAUGCGUGGCCGAACGGGCGUGCUGGCCAUGCUCAAUCUGAUACCGACAGUUUUGUUCGCACUGCGAAACAACCCACUAAUACCAAUACUCGGAGUUUCUUACGAUACGUUCAACCUUCUGCACCGAUGGUGCGCACGAGUGAUGGUGAUAGAGAGUAUCAUCCACUCUGUCAUGUGGGGAAUCAACUCCUGGGAUACCGCAGAUGACCAGAACAAGGGUUCACAGCAGCUUCUUUUGUUGCUCCAAACUUCGAGAAGUUACGCUUGGGGAAUGGUCGCUACAUGCCUCUUCACCUUCAUGUUCUUCUCGAGCGUGGGAGCUAUGCGACAUGCAUUUUACGAGACCUUUCUCAACAGCCACAGAAUAAUGGCCCUGAUGGGCAUUGUCGGAGUCUACAUUCAUCUGUCCGCUGCGAAGCUCUACGAAAUUCUUCCGUGGGUACAGCUUUGUCUUGCCCUUUGGGUCGCCGAGAUCGCUUGGAGAAUAUGGAGGAUACUGUACCAGAAUUGGAGCCGGAAACGCGGACUCACCAAAGUCACAGUCGAGUACUCUUCAGCAGAGGCGUGUCGAGUCACAUUCGAGCUGUCGCGACCCUGGAAAUGGACACCCGGCUGCCACGUUCACGCUUACAUCCCGGCACUGGCACUCUGGUCAAGUCAUCCAUUCUCGGUAGCAUGGGCAGAGAACAGAUCGAGGGCGGCGCCAAUGGACAUCGAGAUGGAGAAGUUGGCCCCUGCGGAAGCGAUACUUGCUAAUGGUAUAAGCACAAGGCCUUUUGCUCGCGAGUCCAACUACUACCGCAGAAGCGGGAUCCCUCAGACCACGGUGAACGCUGCGGAAGCCAAAGCGGAAGCCACCACCACCACCACUCUCCCUCGAAGUUCGGACGUCACGCAUCUCUCCCUGAUCGUCCGAGCGAGGACUGGCAUGACACGAAAGAUGCUGGACAAGAUCAUGAAGCAACAGAACAAGUCAUACACUACCUGGGGCCUCAUCGAAGGUCCCUACGGCGGGCAUCACUCGUUGUCGUCUUACGGCACCGUCAUUCUUUUCGCUGGCGGAGUCGGCAUCACGCACUGCGUCGGCUACGUCCACCAUCUCCUCCAGCAGUACCAAGAGGGGACGUGUGCCACACGCAAGAUCCUCCUGGUCUGGUCUGUACCCAACACCGACUCCCUCGAAUGGAUCCGCGAAUGGAUGGACGUCAUCCUCCGAAUGGAGGGCCGCAGGGACAUUCUGCGCAUACAGCUCUUCGUAUCUAAACCUCGCCACCGCCUCGAAGUCGUUUCCGGUACAGGCAGUGUGCAGAUGUUCCCAGGACGCUGUACCCCACAAACCAUCAUGGACAAGGAGAUCCCAGAGCGGAUAGGGUCCGUUGGCGUGACGGUCUGUGGACCGGGCUCCUUUGCAGACAGUGUUCGAGCGGCGUGCAGAUCCGUCAUGGACGAAGUGUCGCUGGACUUUAUUGAAGAAGCGUUCACGUAUUGA
Molecule: messenger RNA, 2070 nt
Organism: Fulvia fulva
Lineage: Eukaryota; Fungi; Ascomycota; Dothideomycetes; Mycosphaerellales; Mycosphaerellaceae
Product: Ferric/cupric reductase transmembrane component B
Exons: 1
Coding region: 1-2070 (689 amino acids)
Biological process (GO): iron ion transport; copper ion import; intracellular iron ion homeostasis
Cellular component (GO): plasma membrane
Molecular function (GO): ferric-chelate reductase activity
Source: RefSeq, a predicted model, not a curated record